AAAUAACGUUCCUUUUACCGAUUUUGAUCUCUACGUAAAUGAUACCGCUCGAGAUGUAAGAAAAUAUAUGGAUCCGCAAAAUAUGGUUUCACAAUAUUUUGAUAUUAAUGAUUUAGGAAAUCGCAUCCAUAUCCUUGUUCAUCAAAGAUAA
Molecule: messenger RNA, 151 nt
Organism: Racocetra persica
Lineage: Eukaryota; Fungi; Glomeromycota; Glomeromycetes; Diversisporales; Gigasporaceae
Source: the annotation of a GenBank genome assembly